Molecule: messenger RNA, 12466 nt
Organism: Manihot esculenta (cassava)
Lineage: Eukaryota; Viridiplantae; Streptophyta; Magnoliopsida; Malpighiales; Euphorbiaceae
Product: endo-1,4-beta-xylanase 1
Exons: 37
Coding region: 243-12305 (4020 amino acids)
Biological process (GO): carbohydrate metabolic process
Molecular function (GO): hydrolase activity, hydrolyzing O-glycosyl compounds
Source: RefSeq, a predicted model, not a curated record
UCGUGUAUGUUCAUGUUUAUCUUGAUUAAAUCCCACAAAGGACAACUUGAGAGAUGGACCGUUCUGUCCGAAGGAUGUUUAUCGACUGCUUGGUUGAGUGCUGCACGUUUUUAGCAGUCUACUCUUGAAAAUAUCGAAAAACGAUGCGUAUAAAAUGAGGAGGUUCUCUGCUUGGUGCUUCAACUGUCAAGCAUCCAAAACAAGUUGCAGGCAGGCGUGAACACCAGAGAUCCAUAGAAACCAUGGAGAACCAGCAGGAAAUUAGUGGCAACUGGAAAUCAUCAGAAGUUGAAGAGUAUGUCUCCAUGUCAUCUACUAGACGAACUGUUUCAGAAGUAAAAGUCCUAUCCCAACAGAUUGCAUUCGAGAGAACGGCUAGUUCAAGUAGCAGCGAUGCCUUCAAUAUCAUAAUGGACCAGGGCAUGUCUCGUUCAAGUGGCAGCGGUGCCUUCAAUAUCAUAACGGACCAGAGCACAGUUGGUUCAUAUGGUGACACUGACUUCAAGACCAUAAUGGACCAGGGCAUAGCUAGUUCAAGUAGCAGCGAUGGCUUCAAUAUCAUAAUGGACCAGGGAAUGUCUCGUACAAGUGGCAGCGGUGCCAUCAAUAUCAUAAUGGACCAGACCACAGUUGGUUCACAUGGUGAAACUGCCUUCAAGACCAUAAUGGACCAGGGCAAAGCUAGUUCAAGUAGCAGCGAUGCCAUCAUCAUAAUGGACCAGAGCAGAGUUGGUUCAAGUAGUGACACUGCCUUCAAGACCAUAAUGGACCAGAGCAGAGUUGCUUCAAGUAGUGACACUGCCUUCAAGACCAUAAUGGACCAGGGCAUAGCUACUUCAAGCACCAGCGAGACCAUCAAUAUCAUAACGGACCAUGGCAUGGCUGGUUCAAAAGGGAACACUGUCAUCAAGACCAUAAUGGACCAGGGCAUAUCUGGUUCAAGUGGUAACACUACCAUCAAUGUCAUAACGAACCAUGACUUCUCUCAAGGACUGCAUUCUUGGCACGCAAAUGGCUGCAGUUUCUCUGUGGUUUCCGCAGAGUCAGGUCACCCAGCAUUCUUAACAAAGCGAGGUGGUUAUUAUGCAGUUGUCUCGAAUCGAACAGAAAGUUGGCAGGGCUUGGAGCAAGAUAUCACAAGCAUUGUUUCUCCAGGUUCCACUUAUUAUGUUACUGCAUAUGUUGGUGUAUCAGGAAAUAUUCAGGGAACCACUGAUGUACAAGCUACUUUGAGAGUGGAAUAUCGAAAUUCCCCAACAGACUAUUUGUUCAUUGGAAGAAUUUCUCUGUCAAAGGAAAAGUGGGAAAAGUUAGAAGGAAAAUUCUCCCUGCCAACGAAGCCUGAUCGUGUCGUUUUUUACUUGGAAGGUCCUUCUCCUGCAGUGGACUUGCUUAUACAAUCAGUUGUUAUUACCAGCUCCCCUCCAAGUGAAUUCUAUGAAACAAGCUAUCAAAAGGAAACAUGUUAUCAAAAGGAAACAAGUAAUUAUCAGUUUGGGGACAUUGGAUAUGGAGAAGGGAACAUCAUGGCAAAUCCUAAAUUCGAGGAUGGCCUGAACAAGUGGUCUGGAAGAGGCUGCAAGCUUGUAUUACAUGAAUCAUUGGCUUGUGGGAAAAUUGUUCCUCAGUUUGGAAAAGUAUUUGCAUGUGCAACUGAACGUACACAGAGCUGGAACGGAAUCGAGCAGGAGAUAACUGGAAAAGUACAGGCAAAGCAAGCUUAUGAGGCCAUUGCUGUGGUUCGUAUCUUUGGCAACAAUGUUAGCAGUGCUGAUGUGCGAGUUACUUUAAGCGUCCAAACUACAGAUCUCCGAGAAGAAUACAUAGGCAUUGCCAAUCGGCAAGUAACAGAUAAGGAGUGGGUACAACUCAAAGGGAGAUUCCUUCUAAAUGGUUAUCUUAAAAAGGUGGUGAUUUUUAUAGAAGGUCCACCUGCAGAUAUUGAUAUUCUUGUCAAUGGAUUUUUUCUAAAGCAUGCUCAGAAAGUAACUUUCUCUCCUCAUCCAACAAUUCAGGGCAAAGCUGGUUCAAGUAGCAGCGGUGCCAUCCAUAUCACAAUGGAUCAGAGCACAGGUGGUUCAUAUGGUGACACUGCAAUCAAGACCAUAAUGGACCAAGGCAUGUCUGGUUCAAGUGGCAACACCACCAUCAAUGUCAUAUCGAACCAUGACUUCUCUCAAGGACUGCAUUCUUGGCACGCAAAUGGCUGUAUUUUCUCUGUGGUUUCCGCAGAGUCAGGUCACCCAGCAUUCUUAACAAAGCGGGGUGGUCAUUAUGCAGUUGUCACAAAUCGAACAGAAAGUUGGCAGGGCUUGGAGCAAGAUAUCACAAGCAUUGUUUCUCCAGGUUCCACUUAUUAUGUUACUGCAUAUGUUGGUGUAUCAGGAAAUAUUCAGGGAACCACUGAUGUACAAGCUACUUUGAGAGUGGAAUAUCGAAAUUCCCCAACGGACUAUUUGUUCAUUGGAAGAAUUUCUCUGUCAAAGGAAAAGUGGGAAAAGUUGGAAGGAAAAUUCUCCCUCCCAACGAACCCUGAUCGUGUCGUGUUUUACUUGGAAGGUCCUUCUCCUGCAGUGGACUUGCUUAUACAAUCAGUUGUUAUUACCAGCUCCCCUCCAAGUGAAUUCUAUGAAACAAGCUAUCAAAAGGAAACAAGCUAUCAAAAGGAAACCAGCUAUCAAAUGGAAACAAGCUAUCAAGAGGAAACAAGUUAUCAAAAGGAAACAAGUAAUUAUCAAUUUGUGGACAUUGGAUAUGGAGAAGGGAACAUCAUGGCAAAUCCUAAAUUUGAGGAUGGCCUGAACAAGUGGUCUGGAAGAGGCUGCAAGCUUGUCUUACAUGAAUCAUUGGCUUGUGGGAAAAUUGUUCCCCAGUUUGGAAAAGUAUUUGCAUGUGCAACUGAACGUACACAGUGCUGGAACGGAAUCGAGCAGGAGAUAACUGGAAAAGUACAGGCAAAGCUAGCUUAUGAGGCCAUUGCUGUCGUUCGGAUCUUUGGCAACAAUGUCAGCAGUGCUGAUGUGCGAGUUACUUUAUGCGUCCAAACGACAGAUCUCCGAGAAGAAUACAUAGGCAUUGCCAAUCGGCAAGUAACAGAUAAGGAGUGGGUACAACUCAAAGGGAGGUUCCUUCUUAAUGGUUAUCUUAAAAAGGUGGUGAUUUUCAUAGAAGGUCCACCUGCAGAUGUUGAUAUUCUAGUUAAUGGCUUUUUUUUAAAGCAUGCCGAGAAAGUAACUUCCUCCCCUCAUCCAACAAUUCAGGGCAAAGCUAGUUCAAGUAGCAGCGAUAUCGCCAAUAUCAGAAGGGACCAUGGCAUGUCUUCUACAAGUAGCAGUGGUGCCAUCAAUAUCACAAUGGACCAGAGCACAGUUGGUUCAUACGGUGACACUGCUAUCAAGACCAUAAUGGACCAAGGCAUAUCUAGUUCAAGUGGCAACACCACCAUCAAUGUCAUAACGAACCAUGACUUCUCUCAAGGACAGCAUUCUUGGCAAGCAAAUGGCUGCAGUUUCUCUGUGGUUUCCGCAGAGUCAGGUCACCCAGCAUUCUUAACAAAGCGGGGCGGUUAUUAUGCAGUUGUCACAAAUCGAACAGAAAGUUGGCAGGGCUUGGAGCAAGAUAUCUCAAGCAUUGUUUCUCCAGGUUCCACUUAUUAUGUUACUGCAUAUAUUGGUGUAUCAGGAAAUAUUCAGGGAACCACUGAUGUACAAGCUACUUUGAGAGUGGAAUAUGGAAAUUCCCCAACGGACUAUUUGUUCAUUGGAAGAAUUUCUCUGUCAAAGGAAAGGUGGGAAAAGUUGGAAGGAAAAUUCUCCCUGCCAAAGAAGCCUGAUCGUGUCCUUUUUUACUUGGAAGGCCCUUCUCCUGCAGUGGACUUGCUUGUACAAUCAGUCGUUAUUUCCAGCUCCCCUCCAAGUGAAUUCUAUGAAACAAGCUAUCAAAAGGAAACAAGCUAUCAAGAGGAAACAAGUUAUCAAAAGGAAACAAGUAAUUAUCAAUUUGUGGACAUUGGAUAUGGAGAAGGGAACAUCAUGGCGAAUCCUAAAUUUGAGGAUGGCCUGAACAAGUGGUCUGGAAGAGGCUGCAAGCUUGUCUUACAUGAAUCAUUGGCUUGUGGGAAAAUUGUUCCCCAGUUUGGAAAAGUAUUUGCAUGUGCAACUGAACGUACACAGUGCUGGAACGGAAUCGAGCAGGAGAUAACUGGAAAAGUACAGGCAAAGCAAGCUUAUGAGGCCAUUGCUGUGGUUCGGAUCUUUGGCAACAAUGUCAGCAGUGCUGAUGUGCGAGUUACUUUAUGCGUCCAAACGACAGAUCUCCGAGAAGAAUACAUAGGCAUUGCCAACAUGCAGAUAACAGAUAAAGAGUGGGUACAGUUGAAGGGGAAGUUCCUUUUAAAUAAUUACCCUAAAAAGGUAGUGAUUUUUAUAGAAGGUCCACCUGCAGACACUGAUAUUCUUAUCAAUGGUUUUUUUCUAAAGCAUGCCGAGAAAGUACCUUCCUCCCCUCAUCCAACAAUUCAGGGCAUAGCUACUUCCUGUAGCAGCGAAACCAUCAAUAUCACAGCGGACCAUGGGAUGGCUGGUUCAAGAGGUGACACUGUCAUCAAGACCAUAAUGGACCAGGGCAUAUCUGGUUCAAGUGGCAACACUACCAUCAAUGUCAUAACGAACCAUGACUUCUCUCAAGGACAGCAUUCUUGGCACGCAAAUGGCUGCAGUUUCUCUGUGGUUUCAGCAGAGUCAGGUCACAAAGCAUUCUUAACAAAGCGAGGUGGUUAUUAUGCAGUUGUCUCGAAUCGAACAGAAAGUUGGCAGGGCUUGGAGCAAGAUAUCACAAGCAUUGUUUCUCCAGGUUCCACUUAUUAUGUUACUGCAUAUGUUGGUGUAUCAGGAAAUAUUCAAGGAACCACUGAUGUGCAAGCUACUUUGAGAGUGGAAUAUCGAAAUUCCCCAACAGACUAUUUGUUCAUUGGAAGAAUUUCUCUGUCAAAGGAAAGGUGGGAAAAGUUGGAAGGAAAAUUCUCCCUGCCAAAGAAGCCUGAUCGUGUCCUUUUUUACUUGGAAGGCCCUUCUCCUGCAGUGGACUUGCUUGUACAAUCAGUCGUUAUUACCAGCUCCCCUCCAAGUGAAUUCUAUGAAACAAGCUAUCAAAAGGUAACAAGCUAUCAAAAGGAAACAAGUAAUUAUCAAUUUGUGGACACUGGAUAUGGAGAAGGGAACAUCAUGGCAAAUCCUAAAUUUGAGGAUGGCCUGAACAAAUGGUCUGGAAGAGGCUGCAAGCUUGUCUUACAUGAAUCAUUGGCUUGUGGAAAAAUUGUCCCCCUGUUUGGAAAAGUUUUUGCAUGUGCAACUGAGCGUACCCAGAGCUGGAACGGAAUAGAGCAGGAGAUAACUGGAAAAGUACAGGCAAAGGUAGCUUAUGAGGCCAUUGCUGUGGUUCGGAUCUUUGGCAACAAUGUUAGCAGUGCUGAUGUGCGAGUUACUUUAUGCGUCCAAACGACAGAUCUCCGAGAAGAAUACAUAGGCAUUGCCAAUAUGGAGGUAACAGAUAAAAAGUGGGUACAGUUGAAGGGGAAGUUCCUUCUAGAUAAUUACCCUAAAAAGGUAGUAAUUUAUAUAGAAGGUCCACCUGCAGACACUGAUAUUCUUGUCAAUGGCUUUUUUCUAAAGCAUGCUGAAAAAGUACAUUCCUCCCCUCAUCCAACAAUUCAGGGCAUAGCUAGUUCAAGUAGCAGCGGAACCAUCAAGACCACAACGGACCAGGGCAUAGCUACUUCCUGUAGCAGCGAAACCAUCAACAUCACAGCGGACCAUGGGAUGGCUGGUUCAAGAGGUGACACUGUCAGCAAGACCAUAAUAGACCAGGGCAUAUCUGGUUCAAGUGGCAACACUACCAUCAAUGUCAUAACGAACCAUGACUUCUCUCAAGGACUGCAUUCUUGGCACGCAAAUGGCUGCAGUUUCUCUGCGGUUUCAGCAGAGUCAGGUCACCCAGCAUUCUUAACAAAGCGAGGUGGUUAUUAUGCAGUUGUCACGAAUCGAACAGAAAGUUGGCAGGGCUUGGAGCAAGAUAUCACAAGCAUUGUUUCUCCAGGUUCCACUUAUUAUGUUACUGCAUAUGUUGGUGUAUCAGGAAAUAUUCAGGGAACCACUGAUGUACAAGCUACUUUGAGAGUGGAAUAUCGAAAUUCCCCAACAGACUAUUUGUUCAUUGGAAGAAUUUCUCUGUCAAAGGAAAGGUGGGAAAAGUUGGAAGGAAAAUUCUCCCUGCCAAAGAAGCCUGAUCGUGUCCUUUUUUACUUGGAAGGCCCUUCUCCUGCAGUGGACUUGCUUGUACAAUCAGUCGUUAUUACCAGCUCCCCUCCAAGUGAAUUCCAUGAAACAAGCUACCAAAAGGAAACAAGCUAUCAAAAGGAAACAAGCUAUCAAGAGAAAACAAGUUAUCAAAAGGAAACAAGUAAUUAUCAAUUUGUGGACGCUGGAUAUGGAGAAGGGAACAUCAUGGCAAAUCCUAAAUUUGAGGAUGGCCUGAACAAGUGGUCUGGAAGAGGCUGUAAGCUUGUCUUACAUGAAUCAAUGGCUUGUGGGAAAAUUGUCCCCCUGUUUGGAAAAGUUUUUGCAUGUGCAACUGAGCGUACCCAGAGCUGGAACGGAAUCGAGCAGGAGAUAACUGGAAAAGUGCAGGCAAAGCAAGCUUAUGAGGCCAUUGCUGUGGUUCGUAUCUUUGGCAACAAUGUUGGCAGUGCUGAGGUGCGAGUUACUUUAUGCGUCCAAACCACAGAUCUCCGAGAAGAAUACAUAGGCAUUGCCAAUAUGCAGGUAACAGAUAAGGAGUGGGUACAGUUGAAGGGGAAGCUCCUUCUAAAUAAUUAUCCUAAAAAGCUAGUGAUUUUUAUAGAAGGUCCACCUGCAGGCAUUGAUAUUCUUGUCAAUGGCUUUUUUCUAAAGCAUGCUGAGAAAGUAUCUUCUUCCCCUCAUCCAACAAUUCAGGGCAUAGCUAGUUCAAGUAGCAGGGGAACCAUCAAGACCACAGUGGACCAGGGCAUAGCUACUUCCUGUAGCAGCGAAACCAUCAAUAUCACAUCGGACCAUGGGAUGGCUGGUUCAAGAGGUGACACUGUCAUCAAGACCAUAAUGGACCAGGGCAUAUCUGGUUCAAGUGGCAACACUACCAUCAAUGUCAUAACGAACCAUGACUUCUCUCAAGGACAGCAUUCUUGGCACGCAAAUGGCUGCAGUUUCUCUGUGGUUUCAGCAGAGUCAGGUCACAAAGCAUUCUUAACAAAGCGAGGUGGUUAUUAUGCAGUUGUCUCGAAUCGAACAGAAAGUUGGCAGGGCUUGGAGCAAGAUAUCACAAGCAUUGUUUCUCCAGGUUCCACUUAUUAUGUUACUGCAUAUGUUGGUGUAUCAGGAAAUAUUCAAGGAACCACUGAUGUGCAAGCUACUUUGAGAGUGGAAUAUCGAAAUUCCCCAACAGACUAUUUGUUCAUUGGAAGAAUUUCUCUGUCAAAGGAAAGGUGGGAAAAGUUGGAAGGAAAAUUCUCCCUGCCAAAGAAGCCUGAUCGUGUCCUUUUUUACUUGGAAGGCCCUUCUCCUGCAGUGGACUUGCUUGUACAAUCAGUCGUUAUUACCAGUUCCCCUCCAAGUGAAUUCCAUGAAACAAGCUAUCAAAAGGAAACAAGCUAUCAAGAGAAAACAAGUUAUCAAAAGGAAACAAGUAAUUAUCAAUUUGUGGACACUGGAUAUGGAAAAGGGAACAUCAUGGCAAAUCCUAAAUUUGAGGAUGGCCUGAACAAGUGGUCUGGAAGAGGCUGCAAGCUUGUCUUACAUGAAUCAUUGGCUUGUGGGAAAAUUGUCCCCCUGUUUGGAAAAGUUUUUGCAUGUGCAACUGAGCGUACCCAGAGCUGGAACGGAAUCGAGCAGGAGAUAACUGGAAAAGUACAGGCAAAGCAAGCUUAUGAGGCCAUUGCUGUGGUUCGUAUCUUUGGCAACAAUGUUAGCAGUGCUGAUGUGCGAGUUACUUUAUGCGUCCAAACAACAGAUCUCCAAGAAGAAUACAUAGGCAUUGCCAAUAUGCAGACAACAGAUAAAGAGUGGAUACAGUUAAAGGGAAAAUUCCAUCUAAAUGAUUACCCUACAAAGGUAGUGAUUUUCAUAGAAGGUCCACCUGCAGGCACUGAUAUUCUUGUGAACGGCUUUUUUCUAAAGCAUGCUGAGAAAGUACCUCCCUCCUCUCGUCCAACAAUUGAGGGCAAAGUUAGUUCAAGUAGCAGCGAUAUCGCCAAUAUCAGAAGGGACCAUGGCAUGUCUUGUAGAAGUAGCAGCGGUGCCAUCAAUAUCACAAUGGACCAGAGCACUGUUGGUUCAUAUGGUGACACUGCUAUCAAGACCAUAAUGGACCAAGGCAUAUCUGGUUCAAGUGGCAACACCACCAUCAAUGUCAUAACGAACCAUGACUUCUCUCAAGGACAGCAUUCUUGGCACGCAAAUGGCUGCAGUUUCUCUGUGGUUUCAGCAGAGUCAGGUCACCCAGCAUUCUUAACAAAGCGAGGUGGUUAUUAUGCAGUUGUCUCAAAUCGAACAGAAAGUUGGCAGGGCUUGGAGCAAGAUAUCACAAGCAUUGUUUCUCCAGGUUCCACUUAUUAUGUUACUGCAUAUGUUGGUGUAUCAGGACAUAUUCAGGGAACCACUGAUGUACAAGCUACUUUGAGAGUGGAAUAUCGAAAUUCCCCAACAGACUAUUUGUUCAUUGGAAGAAUUUCUCUGUCAAAGGAAAGGUGGGAAAAGUUGGAAGGAAAAUUCUCCCUGCCAAAGAAGCCUGAUCGUGCCGUUUUUUACUUGGAAGGCCCUUCUGCUGCAGUGGACUUGCUUAUACAAUCAGUAGUUAUUUCCAGCUCCCCACCAAGUGAAUUCUACGAAACAAGCUAUCAAAAGGAAACAAGCUAUCAAGAGAAAACAAGUUAUCAAAAGGAAACAAGUCAUUAUCAAUUUGUGGACACUGGAUAUGGAGAAGGGAACAUCAUGGCAAAUCCUAAAUUUGAGGAUGGCCUGAACAAGUGGUCUGGAAGAGGCUGCAAGCUUGUCUUACAUGAAUCAUUGGCUUGUGGGAAAAUUGUCCCCCUGUUUGGAAAAGUUUUUGCAUGUGCAACUGAGCGUACCCAGAGCUGGAACGGAAUCGAGCAGGAUAUAACUGGAAAAGUACAUGCAAAGCUAGCUUAUGAGGCCAUCGCUGUGGUUCGGAUCUUUGGCAACAAUGUUUCCAGCGCUGAUGUGCGAGCUACUUUAUGGGUUCAAACGACAGAUCUCCGGGAACAAUACAUAAGCAUUGCCAAUCUGCAAGCAACAGAUAAGGAGUGGGUACAAUUAAAAGGAAAGUUUCUUCUAAAUGAUUACUCUAAGAAGGUAGUGAUUUUCAUUGAAGGCCCUCCUGCAAAAACUGAUAUUCUUGUCAAUGGUUUUUUCCUAAAACAUGCUGAGAAAGUACCAUCCUCCCCUCGUCCAAGAAUUGAGGGCAUAGUUAGAUCAAGUAGCGGCGGUGCCACUGCCAUCAAGACCAUCAAUGUCAUAACGAACCAUGACUUCUCUCAAGGACUGCAUUCUUGGCACGCAAAUGGCUGCAGUUUCUCUGUGGUUUCCGCAGAGUCAGGUCACCCAGCAUUCUUAACAAAGCGGGGCCGUUAUUAUGCAGUUGUCACAAAUCGAACAGAAAGUUGGCAGGGCUUGGAGCAAGAUAUCACAAGCAUUGUUUCUCCAGGUUCCACUUAUUAUGUUACUGCAUAUGUUGGUGUAUCAGGAAAUAUUCAAGGAACCACUGAUGUACAAGCUACUUUGAGAGUGGAAUAUCGAAAUUCCCCAACAGACUAUUUGUUCAUUGGAAGAAUUUCUUUGUCAAAGGAAAAGUGGGAAAAGUUGGAAGGAAAAUUCUCCCUGCCAAAGAAGCCUGAUCGUGUCCUUUUUUACUUGGAAGGCCCUUCUCUUGCAGUGGACUUGCUUGUCCAAUCAGUCGUUAUUACCAGCUCUCCUCCAAGUGAAUUCCAUGAAACAAGUUAUCAAAUGGAAACAAGUUAUCGAAAGGGAACAAGCUAUCAAAAGGAAACAAGCUAUCAAAAGGAAACAAGUCAUCAAUGUGUGGACAUUGGAUAUGGAGAGGGGAACAUCAUUGCAAAUCCUAAAUUUAAGGAUGGCCUGAGCAAUUGGUCUGGAAGAGGCUGCAAGCUUGUAUUACAUGAAUCAAUGGCUGGUGGAAAAAUUGUCCCUCAGUGUGGAAAAGUGUUUGCAUGUGCAACUGAACGUACCGAGAGCUGGAACGGGAUCGAGCAGGAGCUAACUGGAAAAAUACACAGAAAGCUGGUUUAUGAGGUCACUGCUGUGGUUCGGAUCUUUGGUGACAACGUUACCAGUGCUGAUGUGCGAGUUACUUUAUGGGUCCAAACGACAGACCUCCGAGAAGAAUACAUAUGCAUUGCCCAGCUGCCGGCAACAGACAAGGAGUGGGUUCAGUUAAAGGGAAAGUUCCUUUUAAAUGGUUACCCUAUAAAAGUAGUAAUUUUCAUAGAAGGUCCAUCUGCAGGCACCGAUAUUCUUGUUAAUAACUUUUUUCUGAAGUACGCUCAGAAAGUACCUCCCUCCCCUCGUCCUGUAAUUCAGAAUCCUGGUUAUGGAGUUAAUAUCAUUCAGAAUAGCGAUUUUAAUGAUGGAACCAAUGGAUGGUUUCCUCUUGGUAGUUGCACUCUGAAUGUUGCAGCUGGCUCACCGCAAGUACUUCCUCCAAUGGCAAGUAACUCCCUUGGACAUUGUGAGCCAUUAAGUGGUCACUACAUCCUCGUCACUGAACGCACAGACACUUGGAUGGGCCCUGCACAGAUCAUCACAGACAAAAUCAAACUCUUUUUGACGUACCAGAUAUCUGCUUGGGUUAAGGUCGGAAGUUGUAUAGAUGGUCCUCAAACUGUGAAUGUUGCAAUUGGAGUGGACGACGAAUGGGUGAAUGGGGGAAAUGUUGAGAUUCGUGAUGAUGAAUGGCAUGAAAUUGGUGGGUCCUUCAGAAUUGAGAAGCAAGCAACUAAGAUCAUGGUUUAUGUCCAAGGUCCUGCUUCUGGUGUUGACUUAAUGGUUGCUGGACUUCAAAUUUUCGCUGUUGAUCGAGAGGCAAGAUUCAAACAUUUAAAGAGGCAGACAGACAAGAUUCGUAAGCGUGAUAUCACCCUGAGAAUCACAGGUGUGGAUUCAGGCGGUUUUCUUGGUUCCUAUCUUCAAGUCAAACAAACACAGAACACUUUCCCCAUUGGCUCAUGCAUGAGCAGGACAACCAUAGAUAAUGAAGAUUUUGUCAGUUUCUUUAUAAAAAAUUUCAAUUGGGCUGUGUUUGAAAACGAAUUAAAAUGGUAUUGGACAGAAGCAGAAAGAGGAAAACUCAACUAUAAGGAUGCCGAUGAGAUGUUAGACUUGUGCAUUAAAAACAACAUAGCAACUCGAGGUCAUUGCAUCUUCUGGGGAGUUGAAGACGCAGUCCAGCCAUGGGUUAAAGCUCUGAACAAUAAUGACUUAAUGGCAGCUGUUCAAAAUCGUUUAACAGAUUUACUUACGAGGUACAAGGGAAAAUUCAGACAUUAUGACGUGAACAAUGAGAUGCUGCACGGAUCUUUCUAUCAAGAUCGGCUGGGCAAAGAUAUCCAUGCAUACAUGUUCAAGACAGCCAAUCAGCUAGACCCAUCACCCACCCUUUUUGUGAAUGAUUAUCAUGUUGAAGAUGGCAAAGAUUCAAGAUCAACUCCAGAAAAAUAUAUAGCACAGAUUCUUGAUUUGAAAGAACAAGGUGCCCCAGUAGGAGGAAUUGGUAUCCAAGGACACAUCGAUAGCCCAGUUGGGCCAAUCGUUUGUGCUGCUCUUGAUAAACUGGCUGAGCUUCGUCUUCCAAUCUGGUUUUCAGAACUUAAUCUCUCUUCCAUUAAUGAACAUAUCAGAGGAGAUGAUUUAGAAGUCAUGCUUCGGGAGGCUUUUGCUCAUCCUGCUGUAGAAGGCAUUAUGUUCUGGGGAUUCUGGGAGUUGUUCAUGAGCCGAGAGAAUUCUCAUUUGGUUAAUGCAGAUGGUGAAAUCAAUGAAGCUGGUAAAAGAUUGCUUGCUCUUAAAAAAGAAUGGCUGAUAUCAGAAUUUCAUGGGCAUCUUAAUAACAAAGGAGAAUUCACAUUUAGAGGAUUUCAAGGGACGUACAAUGUUGAAAUUUUUGGUCCUUGCAAGAAGAUUGCAAAAACUUUUGUUGUUGAUAGGGGAGAGUGUCCUCAGGUGGUAACCAUAGAAUUGAAGUAAGCUUACUUCAAAUCUCAAUAUGAUUGCGGCUGAACAAAAUCAAAGUGCUAAAUUAUGUUGCUGAUUAUUAAAAACUUGCAUAAACAAAUCAAAAUAUUUUCUUUUGUUGUAUAUAUUAUGUGUGUAAUCAAGGAAUAUGAAUUUUUAGAUUUUUUAUUCAA